AUGCCUCAACAAGAGCUAGAAGUAUUCCAAUGCAACUUAAACCACUGUGUUCGUGCACAAGAUCUUAUGAUCCAGUACAUGGCGGAGUGGGAGGUUGCGGCGGCUGUUCUUGCAGAGCCUUACUAUGUCCCGCCGCAGUCAAACUGGGUAGGCGACAGGGACGGCAUGGUAGCCAUCGUGGCGCCGGCUAUGGGUGGGCUGCCCCUCUCCAGAGUGUCUAGCGGCCCUGGAUACGCAAUGGCCAAACUGGGGGACAUUGUAUUGGUAGGAGUUUACUUCUCCCCUAAUAAACCACUGCGGGAGUUUGAGGCGUACCUGGAGAGGCUCGGACGGGCGGUAGCUGGCGCGGCUCCCUCCCCCAUAAUAGUCCUGGGGGAUUUUAAUGCCAAAUGCGUGGCUGGGGGCUCCCCGAGCACCGAUCCCAGAGGAGCGGCACUCCUGGACUGGUUAGCCGGGCUCGGACUUGAACGCAAUAUGUGUGUCAUCUGCAAAAAGGCUGAUCUGAGCCCAUUCUGGUAUAAUUGA
This is a messenger RNA of Cydia strobilella, 525 nucleotides long. RefSeq lists its product as uncharacterized. Lineage: Eukaryota; Metazoa; Arthropoda; Insecta; Lepidoptera; Tortricidae. The record is from RefSeq and is a predicted model, not a curated record. The transcript has a single exon. Gene Ontology annotation, molecular function: catalytic activity. The coding region runs from base 1 to 525 and encodes 174 amino acids.